This is a messenger RNA of Botrytis porri, 916 nucleotides long. RefSeq lists its product as uncharacterized. The transcript has 4 exons. NCBI's taxonomy places the organism in Eukaryota, Fungi, Ascomycota, Leotiomycetes, Helotiales, Sclerotiniaceae. The record is from RefSeq and is a predicted model, not a curated record. The coding region runs from base 1 to 831 and encodes 276 amino acids.
AUGUUUGAAUCUGCCCUCCAACGUGCCUCAGAACUCGAUGCCUAUUUCGCGGAACACAAAGAGCCAAUAGGUCCAUUACACGGUCUUCCACCCAAAAAAGAAAAAGAAAAAGAAAAAGAAAGUCAAGUUGUCACUGAUCUUCGCUCUCUUGGUACAGUUAUCUACGUGAAGACCAGUGUUCCUCAGGGGUCUAUGUCCGCAGAGACACGUAACAAUAUCAUCGGUUAUACACCUAAUCCUCGUAAUCGUCAACUCACUGUUGGGGGAAGUUCGGGUGGCGAAGGCGGCCUUUUAGCUCUGCGAGGAAGCUCUGUCGGACUUGGAACCGGCAUCGGCGCCUCGACUCGUGUCCCAGCAGACGGGAUCAUGCUUCCGUUUGUGGUUGGGCCAACGGCGACACAGGCAAGUGGACUGGAAUUGAUGAUGAGGAGCUUGUUGCAAACUGAGCCAUGGAGGAGGGAUCCCAUGGUCAUUGAACUUCCUUGGAAAGAGGAUAAACUUAUCAAAAUGCAUGAAGAAAUAAGUGUCAAGGACAAAAUGGCAUUUGGAAUCAUGAUCGGCGAUGGGUAUGUGAAUCCACAACCACCUGUAGAGAGAGCAAUGAGAAUGGUUACAGAUGCGAUCAAGGCGCUAGGCCAUAAGAUAUAUCUUCACUUCCAGAUGCAAAAGAUUCUUGCUAAAACUGCCAGGUCAUCGAAUGGAAGCCGCCGAGCCACACCGCUGUUUAAAAUUUGCUUUGCCGACGGUGGUAAGGCUCAUCACUCAGCACUUGCGAUAUCUGGAGAGCCUCCAACCGAACCUAUCUUAGGAACUUGUCCCUUCUUAGCCUAGGCAUACUCAGAGGAAUGGGGCGUAGUGAAGAGUAGUAAAGAACUACAAAGAAGGAAAAGGAGGGUAAAGCAUAGAGAGGGGGAUA